CAGACCUAUCUCCCCCACAACAACAGACCUAUGAACCCACAACAACAGACCUAUGAACCCACAACAACAGACCUAUCUCCCCCACAACAACAGACCUAUCAACCCACAACAACAUACCUAUCUCCCCCACAACAACAAACCUAUCAACCCACAACAACAGACCUAUCAACCCACAACAACAGACCUAUCAACCCACAACAACAGACCUAUCUCCCCCACAACAACAGACCUAUCUCCCCCACAACAACAGACCUAUCUCCCCCACAACAACAAACCUAUCAACCCACAACAACAGACCUAUCAACCCACAACAACAGACCUAUCAACCCACAACAACAGACCUAUCAACCCACAACAACAGACCUAUCGCCCCCACAACAACAGACCUAUCUCCCCCACAACAACAGACCUAUCUCCCCAACAACAACAAACCUAUCAACCCACAACAACAGACCUAUCAACCCACAACAACAGAUCUAUCUCCCCACAACAACAGACCUAUCUCCCCCACAACAACAGACCUAUCUUCCCACAAUAGACCUAUCGUCCCCACAACAACAGACCUAUCAACCCACAACAACAGACCUAUCGUCCCCACAACAGACCUAUCAACCCACAAAAACAGAUCUAUCUCCCCACAACAACAGACCUAUCUCCCCCACAACAACAGACCUAUCUUCCCACAAUAGACCUAUCGUCCCCACAACAACAGACCUAUCAACCCACAACAACAGACCUAUCGUCCCCACAACAACAGACCUAUCGUCCCCACAACAGACCUAUCAACCCACAACAACAGACCUAUCUCCCCCACAACAACAGACCUAUCAACCCACAACAACAGACCUAUCAACCCACAACAACAUACCUAUCUCCCCCACAACAACAGACCUAUCGUCCCCACAACAACAGACCUAUCUCCCCCACAACAACAGACCUACCUCCCCCACAACAACAGACCUAUCGUCCCCACAACAACAGACCUAUCUCCCCCACAACAACAUACCUAUCUCCCCCACAACAACAUAUCUAUCAUCCCCACAACAACAGACCUAUCGUCCCCACAACAACAUAGCUAUCGUCCCCACAACAACAGACCUAUCAUCCCACAACAACAGACCUAUCAUCCCACAACAACAGACCUAUCUCCCCCACAACAACAGACCUAUGAACCCACAACAACAGACCUAUGAACCCACAACAACAGACCUAUCUCCCCCACAACAACAGACCUAUCUCCCCCACAACAACAAACCUAUCAACCCACAACAACAGACCUAUCAACCCACAACAACAGACCUAUCAACCCACAACAACAGACCUAUCUCCCCCACAACAACAGACCUAUCUCCCCCACAACAACAGACCUAUCAACCCACAACAACAUACCUCUCUCCCCCACAACAAUAGACCUAUCGACCCACAACAACAGACCUAUCGUCCCCACAACAACAGACCUAUCAACCUACAACAACAGACCUAUCAACCCACAACAACAGACCUAUUUUGACUGCAAACAUAUAUAUUACAGAUCAACUAUGAUUAGGUUUGCAAAAUUCUGGUAACUCCAGUCAGGACUUCUGGGAAUUUGGCGGAAGUUACUGGAAAUGAUCACCCUUACCUUUGAUGGCUAGAUUGAGUUGAUAUGCAUAAAUUAGUGUUACCACCAUUAUCCACCUGAAUCUGACCACUCCAGCACAGUAGGUUGCGUUCACAUUCUGCUUGUUCCCUCCUGAUUCCAGAAAUCUUCCAACUGGAAUGUCUGGAAAACCUGGGAAUCUUGGGGGAAAGUUACCGGAAUUUUGCAACCCAAACAGCAAGGUUUUGAUAUGCUGCCGAUAUGAGCUAUUAUUGUCACAGAGCCGAUGCAUUCCUUAGAUUGACUGUAAAUAAUAAACUGCAACGUAAUAAAAAAGAGAGAGAAGUUGUCUGUAUGCAGCCAUGUGAAUGGAAAAUAUGUCUGAGGGUGUUAUUACAAAUAUUGGUGGAAAAAAAUCAAUUCUUGUUCACAUGUGAUGAUCCAGUGAAGUAACUUGUAUUUGUUUUUAAAAGCAUUAAAUGAUUUCAAUA
Messenger RNA from Oncorhynchus mykiss (rainbow trout), 2070 nucleotides. NCBI's taxonomy places the organism in Eukaryota, Metazoa, Chordata, Actinopteri, Salmoniformes, Salmonidae. The record is from RefSeq and is a predicted model, not a curated record.